This is a messenger RNA of Megalobrama amblycephala (Wuchang bream), 5049 nucleotides long. It is a transcript of the gene ccdc30, whose product is annotated as coiled-coil domain containing 30. The transcript has 29 exons. Bases 333 to 4031 code for a protein of 1232 amino acids. NCBI's taxonomy places the organism in Eukaryota, Metazoa, Chordata, Actinopteri, Cypriniformes, Xenocyprididae. The record is from RefSeq and is a predicted model, not a curated record.
UCAUGAGAUACGACACUCUAGUGUUCCAUCAAUAUUUGCAAACAGACAGGCAUAAUUAACUGGCAUAAAUCGAUGUUGAAGGACAACAACAAUCUUAAUUUGUUUUAUUUUAACAGCCGCCUGGAGGAUAUGAAAAUAGGCUCGUGCGUAAUACCUGCGGACUAGCCCGCUAGCCAAAGUUAGCGGACUGAGACUGUGCUAGGUGAUGAUUAGGUCAGAGACUGCCAUGGGCGGACGCAAAUGCUGGAAACCACAAUCUAAACUUUGUUCUCAUAAACACUUCUGGCUAAUUUGCAAGUGAUGCACGGACUCCAGUUCAGCUGUACUCGGUCAUGGAAAAAAGAGAGGAAAAGGAGCUGGACGAGAUCACCCUGCGCUUGCACAGGGACGGUGUGUCCCUUGAGGCUUCAGCAGAGGAGCGUGAGCGGCACCUGUGGUGUUUGCUCCAGCGCAGCGAGGGCAGCCUGACUGCAGCCACUGAAGACCUGCAGACUUUGCGCACACAGCAGGCCAGCGAGAUGAGAGAGGUGGAAAAUUACGUGGAGCAUAUUCGAAACAUGCUGGAGGAGCGGGAAUCUCUUACAGCGGAGUACGAACGUGACAACGAACAGCUCCGUGCUGAACUCGCUCUAAUGAAACACCAACAGGACUCCCAAUGUAAGGAGGUGGUGGAGAUGCUGGAGCAGGAGGGUCUAGCAGAGAUCAGCCAAAGCAGUGCCAGUGAGCAAGUGGCCUAUCUGCUGGUGGAGAGAGUCACUCUGCUGGAGAGACUGGAGGCUGCUGAAAGAAAGCUGGACACCCAGACCCUCACCGGCAACCUCAGAGAGGUGCAUCUACAGGAAGAGCUGGAUCAUAUCCGUCACGCACUGGAAGAGGAACUCAGACAGCAAAAGGAUAACUUGAAUAAGGAAUCAUCAGUUCAAAGUCCUUGGAGGAAGUUCUUUGGUGUGCGCAAGGCGACACUAAGAGCACAGAACCUUCCUGGCCACAGUGAAGAACUCAGUAGAGAGCGCACAGAACGGCAGAAGCUGGAAAGGGAUCUGGAAGAGGCAUCGAGUCGUCUUGCUAUGGCACAUAAAGAGAUUCGCCACCUGACAGAUGAACUAGAUCUCGCUCGUAAGGUCCAAAACUUGUCUGUACCUGACCUGCAGAAAACUGGGGAGGAAGUAGAGCAGUUAAAACAGGAAGUGGACAAGCUUAAACAAUGUGAUAUGGUGGAGCUGCAGAAGGCCAAGGAACGCAAUGAGCGGCUGGAUGGGGAGAUCUGUGUGUUAAGGGAUAGAGUUCGCUCAUUGGACACAGAGAGGAAGACUCUUCUUAAACUGGUUGAACAAUCAAAGCUGCACUCUGCUCAAGGGAUCAACGAGACAUUAGAGCUCAAUAAAAUACACUCUGCACAGGAUGUUGGGAAUAAUGUGGAUUCAUCUCUGGCUCCUGACGACGAGAUACUCCACAAAAGGUGUCGAAGAGAGUCUGAAGAUAAGGACAGCCGUCUGCGAGAGCUGGAGAGGAGGUUGCAGAAGCAGCAGCGGGUGCACGAGGAGCUGGUGGAGCGGAAUGAGGAGCUGGAGGCACUGUUGGGGGAGGCGCAGAACGCAGCCAAAGAUGAGCGAGAGCAUCAUGAGUGUGAGAUAGAGGGGUUACAGAGAAAGAUUAAAGGUAUAGAGGAAGAACUGAGUAAGAGGGAAAUCAAGAAAACUGAGAAGAAAGAUGAAGAUCAGGCUCGAGGGACUGACUCUGAGAUUAGUGAGAGCAUUAAAGAAAGACUGAAGUUCCUCGAGGGUCGUCUUGCAGAAGAAAAAAGUUGGAGGAAACAGCUGGAGGUGGAUCUAUCUGUAGCCAAGGCUGCGCUCAAAAAGGAAAAAGAGGUCAUGCAAAGAGACCACGAGGAGCUGAAGAGGUUACGUUUGGAGGUCCAGAGACUAGAGGUAGAAUGUCGACAAGGGAAGACAAUUAACAAGAACCUCACGCAGAUUAAAGGAGAAAAGGGAAUUUUGGAGGAAAAGGUGGCCCAGUUGGAGCGUGCUCAGACACGGCUCCAGGACAACCUGACACUUCAGACAGAGAACAGCCGGGCUGAAGAGGACCUGAGAGACAGCAGGGGACAGGUGGCAGAGCUUAAGUCCAUGGUGGACAAGCUGAGAACAGAACUGAUUCGACUAGAGAAGGAGCACAACACACUAAGAGAUGAGCUGAUGGAGAAGCGUGGGCAAGUGAUGCAGCUACAGAGGGAGCUCAGCGAGAAAGCCCACGAGAGGCUUCAGAAUGACGGGGAGAAAGAGAGACUCAGUCUGGAGCUCCUGCAUGUGAAACAGCAGCUCCAGUGUACCAGAGAGCAGAUACCCAGAGAAUCACAGGAGCACACGGCCAACCACAAGCCUGCUGCACAGGAGGGGCUUUGUCAGCUGGCCUGUGUUAAGUCAGAGAUGAGUAAGCUACACUCCACCCUGGAGGAGGAGAGACAGCUGGCCGGCCAACACCAGCUGGCCCUGCAGGCCCAGAUCAGUGAAGUUCAGGCCCGGGCUAAGGCUCAGGACUCACUCCUACAACAGAAAGGAGAAGAGAACAAACAGCUGAGACAGGACCUGCAGAGAACCCAGCACCUCUUCACCUCUGCUGAGCGAGAGCUACGCUAUGAGAGAGAGAAAAAUCUAGACCUUAAGAGACACAAUGCACUCCUAGACCAGGAGAAGAUCAAGCUGUGUGCAGAGCUGAAGCAGGCCCAGGCCAAAGUAGCCCAGCAGGAGGGAAGUGCAGCAGGACAGGUGGCAGAGCUGGAGAGACUCCAGCAGAGAGCCAGAGAUCUGGAGCUGGAGAUGGCCAGAAGCGCUCAGAACCGACAUACUAACAGCAGCUUGAUAGAGGAGCUAAAUUCAGAGAGGGCACGUGUGAUUGCUGCUGACAAGAAGGUCGUAGAACUGCAGCAGCAACUGAAGAACGCUCUGCACCAGCUGCGCCUGGAGGAGGCCCGAGCGGGAGAGACCAGCAAACUAGAGAGAGACACCAGAGACAUGUCUGAUAACCUGUCUGCCCUCAGAGCCCGACUGCAAGAGGAUCAACUACAGAGGAAAUUACUUGAGCAGAAAGACGAGGAACUCCAGCAGCAAGUGCGCUCAUUGCGGGCGAAGGAGACGACUCUGACACGCACCAACUUGGAGAUGUCACACCGCAUACAGGAGCUGGAAACACGGCUGCAGGUGCUGGAGAGUGAAAUUAACACGGCUAGAGAAGAGCAGAGAAGCAGUCAGAAGAGCUGCCACAGUCUAGAAGAACAGCUUCUGUCUUCCCAGCAUGAGUCUGAGAGACUGCAGGAGGAACUGAAGCUGGUUGUUCAGCAGCUCGACACUCACAUCAGGAGACACAACGAGAAACAUUCUCAGCACAAAACCAAGUUGCGCAAAGCUAAACAGAUCUUCAUGAAGACAGUCUCCCAACAUGAGCACAGAAUCCAGCAGCUGGAGAAUGAUUUGGCUCUUGCGACAAGUCUUUCAGAGAAAGAGAAGGACUGGAUUAGGACUGUGACAGAAGAAAACGACCAGCUCCUCCUGGAGAGACGAGAACUUCUGCAGCGAAUAAGUGAAGCUGAGGAGAUGGGAAACAAUGGACUGAGAACUGCCACUAGCAUCCAGCAGAGAGUUAAAUUCCUGGAGAUGGAGAAUAAACAGCUGCAAGAAAAAACUCUAACACUGGCCAAUCAGAUAGGAAUUUUAGAUCGCGCAUUGAGAAACCUUCAGUCAAUGUGUACUGUUGAGGAGGUCAAGAAAAUGUUUCCUUCUGGAGCUCAUCAUGAUAGCCUGUUGCGGACAUCAACUCCGAGUCCACAGCCUGGGCUCUGUGACUCAUGGGGAAUAUUGGAUGCCAUUCGCAAAGUCAAAGUGGGUGAAAGUGGAGUGAAGAGCCUGGACAUCACCUCGUCUGUGCCCGUUUCACAGUCCACUGAGAUAGGCUACCUGAAUGUGACCUCACCUGUGGCUCCCAACAGCAGGUUAGAGCAGGAAGAGAGUCUCAGUGCCACAAGCGAUGAGGCCUGAGGGAGUUACAAAGACUGUGAAAUGCCAUUACAGAGUUUGCCAAUCUGAAAAGUCACUGGAACAGUCAAAGCUUAAAAAUAAGCAACUGUGCAAGGGUAAAAUGUUUAGAUGUGUAAAACAGACAACUUGCUCAAGAAAUAGUUUCUGUGGCACCAUGACUGUGUGUCAUGUUUUAGGUCUUCUUUAAUUGUUUUUUAAAGCGAGUGUGAAGAGAUGUAUUCUUGCUCAGGCCCAUAUCACCUGCGUUGAAUUCAGUUACAUUGCCUUUGUGGCUCACAUAGAGUCAGGCUAGAACGCAUGAGAUUUUAUGUAAUUCACAAACAUGACACUUCAUUGGAUGCUAUGGUCAAUAGCCUUGUCACAUCUAUAAGAUGCCAUAUGUUUUUUUAUAUACAUUUACCCUAUAAUGGUACAACUGUGGAAAAGCACUUAAAGCACUAUUAAUUUGUGUUCAGAUGGUACCAUCUGCAGGUGUUUACAACUGAAAUGCACUAUUGCCUUUGGAUAAGCAGCAAGUAUUUGAGAUCAAGUUGAAAUUAAGUGUUUGUUUGUUUUUGUGAGAUUUGGUGUAAAUGUCACCCGAUACAUUUUGAAACCCAUUUAUGUGUCAGCAGACCUUUUCUCAUUUCUGUGCUGAUUUUAGGUGAAAAAUUGGUAAAAUGUUACAUGGAGUUGAGAGUACUACACUCCUUUGUAGCUGAAAGCAUGUACACUAUCAUUUAAAGUUUUGCGGUCAGUAAGAUGGAUUGAAAAAAAUGUAUACUUUUAUUCAGCAAGUAUGCGUUACAUUUAUCAAAAGAGAAAGUACACUUUUACAUUGUUACAAAAUAUUUCUAUUUCAAAUAAUGCUGUUCUUUUAAACUUUCUGUUCUUCAAAGAACUGUGACGAAAACAUAUCAGUUUCCACAAAAGAAAAUUAUUUUUAUCAGUGCUGAAAACAGUUAUGCUGCUUAAUGUUUCCACCAAAUCAGCAUAUUAGAAUGAUUUCUGAAGGAUCAUGUGACAUUGAAUACUGGAG